Lasiosphaeria miniovina is the source of this 1404-nucleotide messenger RNA. RefSeq lists its product as uncharacterized. Gene Ontology annotation, molecular function: RNA binding. The transcript is spliced from 3 exons. The record is from RefSeq and is a predicted model, not a curated record. Lineage: Eukaryota; Fungi; Ascomycota; Sordariomycetes; Sordariales; Lasiosphaeriaceae. The coding region runs from base 1 to 1404 and encodes 467 amino acids.
AUGGGUAAAUCAAAGGAUGUUAAGGCUUCCAAGGCCAGCAAGCCCGCGAAGGCUGAGGCUCCGGCCAAGGUCGUCAAGGCUGCUGCCGUCGAGGCGCCUGUGAAGGCUACCAAGAAGGUCGCCAACGGCAAGGAGGCCAAGGCCCCCAAAAAGGUCUCUUCUGAUGAGGAGAGCAGCGACGAAGACUCUGACGAGGAGAGCACCGAGGCUGCUACCUCCGACUCCGAUUCUGAUGAUUCGGACUCUGACUCUGACUCUGUGAAAAAGCCUGUUGCCAAGGUUGCUACCAACGGCAAGGCCAAGGCUGCGACCACCGAGACUUCCGACUCUGACGACUCUGACGAUGAGGAGGAGGCCAAGCCUGCUGCCAACGGCAAGGCCAGUAAGGCCGACACUUCGGAUAGCUCCGAUGACGACUCCGAUGCUUCCGAUGAUGACGAGGAGGACGCCUCCGACGCCUCCGACGACUCUGACGACUCUGACGAUUCUUCGUCCGACUCCGAGCCAGUCGCCAAGAAGGCUGAGGUCGAGGCGCCUUCCAAGAAGCGCAAGGCUGAGGAGGAUGUUGAGGAACCUGCCAAGAAGACCAAGACGGAUGCUUCCGCCGAGGCCUCCGACAAGAGCGCCACCCUCUGGGUCGGUAACCUUGGAUGGGGCGUUGAUGACAACGUUCUCUUCGAGGAGUUCAAAGAGUUUGAGGACCUGCUCAGCGCUCGUGUUGUCAGCGACAAGGAGACCGGCCGCUCGCGCGGAUUCGGCUACGUCGACUUCUCCAACCCCGAGUCCGCCGAGAAAGCCUACAAUGCCAAGCUCGGUGCCCUCCUUGAGGGCCGCGAUAUGCGCCUCGACUUUGCUCAGAAGCCCAGCAUCAAUUCCGCCCCCAAUGCCCGCGCUGCCGACCGUGCCCAGAAGCAUGGCGAUGUCGUCAGCCCUCCCAGCGACACCCUGUUUGUCGGAAACUUGGCAUUCACUGCCAGCGAGGACUCCGUCUCCGGAUUCUUUAGCGAGGUUGCCCAGGUCCAGAGCCUCCGCAUUCCUACUGAUAUGGAUUCCGGCCGUCCUAAGGGCUUUGCCUAUGUUACCUUCUCGUCCAUUGACGAGGCCAAGACCGUCUUUGAGGCUCUCAAUGGUGCUGAUCUUGAUGGCCGCUCUGUCCGUCUGGAUUAUGCCAAGCCCCGUGAUCCAAAUGGUGGCGGUGGUGGCCGCGGCGGUGGCCGCGGCGGUGGCCGUGGUGGUGGAUUCGGUGGUGGCCGCGGCGGCGGUGGAUUCGGUGGUGGCCGUGGCGGUGGUGGAUUUGGUGGUGGCCGUGGUGGUGGAGGCUUCCGUGGUCGUGGCGGCGGUGACCGUGGUGGCGGCCGUGGCGGUGGCCGCGGCAGCUUCGCGGGCAAGCGGACCACUUUCUAA